CAGCAGCACCGCAUUUCAUUUUCAUCCAAGCAACUGAAUCGAAAAGCGUUGGGCUGUCUCAUCGGGAGAAGCCGGUUCGUCGUGUUUCGUGCGGGUUUUUGGGGUUUUGGCAGCGUCCAUCGGGCUGCUUCGUGGUUUCCGUUGAUUCUUGUUUGUGUGAAGUUUCGGUUUUCUUCCUAGUCCAUCUCAGAGAUCCAAGGCAUUCCAACCAUGGAUAGCGACUAUUCUGGUGGCGGACGUUCGUUCGGCCGCGGCGGCGGCUUCCAGGGUACGCCGACCCGGGAUGAGAAGUCGGGUGGAUUCCGGCUGCAUGUCGGCGGCAUCGCCGACGGGGUGAGCGAAGAGCAGGUCCGUCAGACCUUCCAGAAGGUGGGCAACGUCAAGGACCUGUGGAUGUCCACUAACAGCGACUCGCCGCGUUUCGGCUUUGUGGUCUUCGAGGACCAGGGUGAUGCGGAGAACGCCAUCAGCAAUGUCAGCGGGCAGGAGCUGGGCGGAUCCGAGCUGCGUGUGGCCUGGGCCAAGCCGCGUGAUCAGCGUAGCGGCGGGGGACGUCGUGGAGGAUACGGCGGUGGCGGUGGCUACGGAGGCGGCGGUGGGUAUGGUGGUGGCGGCGGAGGAUACGGAGGCCGCAGUGGAGGUUACGGUGGCGGAGGGGGCGGCGGCGGCGGCGACCGCUCGUGCUACAAAUGCGGCCAGUCGGCAUAUUUCCGCAACUGUCCGGAGAACGACGGCGGUGGCCGUGGCGGUUAUUAGAGGACCCCCUUCUUCUUCAUCCAGGCAUCCUCCCCCAUCGUAUCAUCCGUGUUUAAGCUCGUGGGUCGUUUUUUAACUUCCAUUAUAUUUUUUUGAUAAUAAUGUCCGUUUAGCGCUUUAUUUUCGAGCUGAAGAAUUCCUCUCGUAGUACGUGUGCGUGUUUGUACGAAGCCGCACCGGUUGUUUGUUACGUAUAGAAUUUCCGUUUUCCGGCCUUGACCAAAAAAGAGAAAUCUUCUCUCUCCGCGGUGGGUGGGAGACGUGUUUCUGCGCGCACAAAUGAUUCUUGGCGACAUGGUUGUUUGUUACGUCUGUGGAAAAACGCGCUCCUUAUUGCGCUGUGUGUAGCUCGGAGAUAUGAUGUUUUUGACGAAUACGUGGCGGUUUUCUCUUUUUGUCCGAACGCAGUUUUGAGUCUUGGUGUACAGAGGAGCUCGGUUUAACUUAGUAUUAUUCUCUCUUCUUCGAUAAAGUCCAGUUCUUGUG
Molecule: messenger RNA, 1242 nt
Organism: Paramacrobiotus metropolitanus
Lineage: Eukaryota; Metazoa; Tardigrada; Eutardigrada; Parachela; Macrobiotidae
Exons: 3
Coding region: 211-756 (181 amino acids)
Molecular function (GO): RNA binding
Source: RefSeq, a predicted model, not a curated record